Apis laboriosa (Himalayan honeybee) is the source of this 1596-nucleotide messenger RNA. RefSeq names its product trichohyalin-like. Bases 1 to 1596 code for a protein of 531 amino acids. The transcript is spliced from 2 exons. The record is from RefSeq and is a predicted model, not a curated record. NCBI's taxonomy places the organism in Eukaryota, Metazoa, Arthropoda, Insecta, Hymenoptera, Apidae.
AUGAGUUUCUUCAAGUUGGAGGAGGUGCAAUGCGGCCCCCUCAAGCCGAGGAAACGCAACGCGGUUGCCGUCGGCAGCCCGAACGUGUGGUGGGGAUACAGAUUGCGCGAGAGGACCGGUUGCAAGAAGAUCCCUAUACCCGAAACGUACGAGAACUUCGAGGAGGAGAAGAGGAGGGACUAUGAGCACGUGACGAAGAUCAUGGAGUUCGAGAAACACUCGAACUGGAGGAUCAGGAGGAAGGGUAUCAGGCAGCACGUUCAGCAAGGGCUGAUAUCUCACGAAGACAUGGUGAACGUACGUCGGGAAAAAUUGCGAGAGAUACUGUUGAAGGAAGAGAUGGGGUUGAUCCACGAGGUGAUAGACCAGGCUCAGCACGGUGACGACGCAAGAAUGGACGAUAUGCGGCGCACAAUAGAAGAGAUACACAAAGAAGAGGAGGAACAACGGUUGGCCCUGUUGGCCCAGAAAAAGAUGCAGCAAUAUGUGAUAGGGAGCGCGUUAUUCCGGGAGGAAUUGUCGAAGAGGGCUGUAAUCGAAGCGAAACAAAUCAAUCUCGUCCAAAUGACGGAGAACGAAGUUAAGAGGCAGGCCGAGAAGGAAUUGGAUAAUUUCUGGCACCAGAUGAUGCUGAAAGAGGUGGAGGCGAAGAAGCAGAGGGAUGUAGAGGAAACGAAGAGGCGUUGCCUCGUCCAAGAGAACGACACCCAAAUUUUGAUGAAUCAAAUGGCAGGGAAAUUGGCUUUGGAGGAGGAGAGGAAGCGGAUACGGCAGGAGGACGUUGAGCACAUGGAACGUUUAUGCGAGGCGGUUCGCAAGGAGGAGCUGGACAAGGCGGAGAGAGAUCGCCAGAAGAAGGAAGAGUUGAAGAACGAUCUGCUGGAACAGAUUCGGCUGGCCAAGACGAGGUUGACGGAGGAGGAUCGCCACGAGAAAGAGAUGGACCGGUUGAGAGGGGUUAUCACCGCCGAGGAAUUGGCGAGGGAGGAGGCCGCCAUCGUGGAGACCACCGCGGCUUUCCGUAGCGAGUUGUUGGCUUAUUUCGAAUAUUUGGAAAAUUUGAAGAAACAGGAGGAGAGGAGGAACUUGGAGAUUGACCGGCUGGUGGAACAAUCCCUGAAGGAGGCCGCAGCCAAGCGCGACGAAGCGGUGAAGAGGUACAAGGAGGUUAGGAAGAAGCUUCUGCAGGAUGUGAUAGAGGGUCGGGAGCAACAGUUGAGGAUAAAAUGCGAAAAGAAGAAGAGGGAGGAGGAGGAUCGUUUGUUGGAGAAGGAGAUGUUGGAAAAGGAGAUAGAAAUGGAAGCCAAGUUGACCGCCAACGCGAAGAAGGAAGAGAGGGAGAGGAUGUUGUGCUACAAGAAGGAACUGGUGGAGCAAUGGAAAUUGAAAGACGAGACGCGGCGUAAAGAAAUCGAGGAAGGGAAGAAGAUGUAUGUGGAUGAGUUGAAACGUCAAAAUGACGAGUAUAAUAAAAUAAUGGACGUUCCGCAAGUUACCGCCCCGCAUCCGUUUAAGAUUUUGUUGAAGGAGUGCGCGACUCGUCAUGCCGCGGAGAAAGAGGGGAAAUGUACCUGUCCUCCUCUGUUAGACGAGUAA